Messenger RNA from Knipowitschia caucasica, 636 nucleotides. Lineage: Eukaryota; Metazoa; Chordata; Actinopteri; Gobiiformes; Gobiidae. The record is from the annotation of a GenBank genome assembly.
AUGUCCGAGACCCGACUCCAGAUCUUUAAAAUGCAGACUGCUGUGCUCCUCUCUCUGCUCUUCUUCUCUGCGGCUUUUGCAGCCCCAGCAGAAGACCUUAACACUGAACCCCUGAAAACUGAAGACCUGAAGACUGAACCCCUGAAGCCUGAAGACCUGAAAACUGAAGACCUGCAGGCUUUUGAAGCAGCUCCUGAAGAACAGCUGCCUCUUGUCGCAGAUUCUGCUUCUGAAGAUGCUCCUGAAGGUCGUAACGCAUGUCCCGUCGGUUGGUAUUCUCACAAUGGUCGCUGCUACUCACUGAUUGUCAACGCUCCCAAGAGCUGGUACGACGCUCAGGAGCACUGCCGCCAGAUGGGAGCUAACCUGGCCUCAGUCUUCAACCCCUCAGACUACAAGUUCAUGCAGCAGAUGAUACAGCCCACCGGCCAUAGCGAGGCUUGGAUCGGGGGCUUCUACCUCCAGGACCGUUGGAUGUGGAUCGACGGAUAUGCCAUGCACUAUCAGUACUGGCACAUUCAGUACUCUGGUUCCAGUUACUCCUGUGUUUACCUGCAGAGCACCAGCGGCUGGGUCAACACUUCCUGUGACAAAUCUCACCGCUUUAUCUGCUCCAAGAGCGCAUUCUCUUGUUAA